Messenger RNA from Daldinia caldariorum, 2039 nucleotides. RefSeq lists its product as uncharacterized. NCBI's taxonomy places the organism in Eukaryota, Fungi, Ascomycota, Sordariomycetes, Xylariales, Hypoxylaceae. The transcript has 3 exons. Gene Ontology annotation, cellular component: transcription regulator complex; PcG protein complex. The coding region runs from base 387 to 1778 and encodes 463 amino acids. The record is from RefSeq and is a predicted model, not a curated record. Gene Ontology annotation, biological process: regulation of transcription by RNA polymerase II. Gene Ontology annotation, molecular function: DNA-binding transcription factor activity, RNA polymerase II-specific; RNA polymerase II cis-regulatory region sequence-specific DNA binding.
UUGCAAAUAAGCCGACUCAAGAGUGCGCAACUAGUAUCCAAUAUAUCAGCAAGCCGUUCACGUAACGCCGAAGUGUUAGACUACAAUUUUCCAGGUCACGACUAACGCGUAUCGAGUUUGACGACCCAAACCCUUGUCAGUGUUGGUGAUAAAGCCAAUCAUUUGUGUUUUGCCGUCCCAUGCAAACCAGAUAUCUGAACUAUAUCGACUCCUUUCUACUGAAAUUAGAAUAUCGGGGCCUGUUAUUCACCUGAAAUCGUCCAAGGGAAGAAAUAUUUAUUCCUCUAUAAAUACCCGCAGCACGGUGGAGACGUGAUAGUCAUAUUUUGCUCUCUAGUACGUGCGAGGCGUGAUUUGGCUAACUUGGGCUUUAUUUUGGCCACGCCAUGUCCAAAUCGCCAUCAUCAGAGGUGAUGAAUAUCACGAACAUGUUGGACAAGAAAAACGCGGCGGCGGCAGCAGCGGCGGCAGCAGCAGCAGCAGCAGCCUCAGGCCCCUCGGAACAUCAACUUCUUCCCCAUCCACAGUUGACUCCGGUCGGGAUGGAUCGUGCAAACUCGCCGCACGGAUCCGAGAGCUCCUACCACUCUGGACCCCGCCCCGGCCAACAAUUAGAUGCAUUGAAUGGGAUGGGUAACGGUCGGCCCUACGGCUCCCCCACUGCCAUGCAUGCUACGAUGGCCCUAUCCGACCCUAGUAUGCCUCACACGAUGAUGAUUCCUGGGAUGCCACACCUAUCCCACCCACUCUCGAUGCCUUACAACAAGCCUCCCGAGCAACCCCAACAACCCCAACCUCAACAUAAAGCGUAUCCCUGCAGCACGUGUCAAAAGGCCUUUGCAAGACGUAGUGAUUUAGCCAGGCAUGAGCGUAUCCACAGCGGUAUUCGUCCUCAUGUCUGCGACUUUCAGGGGUGCGGAAAGCAGUUUAUCCAACGGUCAGCUCUUACAGUGCACCAGCGAGUGCACACUGGCGAGAAACCCCACAUGUGUGAAAGAUGCGGCAAGCCAUUUAGUGAUAGCAGCUCAUUAGCACGACAUAGGCGUAUCCAUUCGGGUAAACGACCGUAUAAGUGUCCUUAUGCCAACUGUCAAAAGACGUUCACUCGGAGGACAACCCUGACUCGCCACCAAAAUUCUCAUUCUGGUACAGUUGAGGAAGCAGCAGCAGCUACAGCCAAUGCUCUAGCAGCUCAGGCUAGCAGAACCGCGGCCCGCGUGGCGCGUAGUGAAGGCGACCCUGGGUCUAACCAUGGUUCACCACUAAACUCUCCUUCUCCAGGCCAAAGACAUAUGUCUAUGUCGCCUAGUGCUGAGCUUGCUGCUGCUAAUGCGAUGCGCAAUAGCGACUAUGCGUACGUGGGUAAUGGUUCGCUCCCGGUGCACAUCCGUACCGAUAUGCAGUCACAGAGUCCUACUUCGGCUCCGGGCUACCCUGCAGGCAUGCGACCUACCUCUCACCCGACAGUAUAUCCGCCACCUCCUACGCUGGAGCCGAGUGUGGAAUCACAUCAGUCAGGUACUGGUAGCACGGCUGGAAGUCCGCAUAUGGGUAGUGUAGGAUGGCAAUCGCCCUCUCAUAUGGCUUCACCCACGCAUAGCAACAGUGGCAAUAGCUACGUGUAUCCGGAUCCAGAUCAGCCGUUCCUAAGUAGUAACAACCUGGGUCAGAUGUACUACAACUCAAGCGCGCAAAUCAGACGAGCAACAAGCACAGAGCCAGGCUCAGCAGGAUAUGACGUCAAACCACGUCCUAACGAGCUAUGGGCUAGUCAGUAGGAUGGCUUCCAACGCGGUGUGGGAUGGCACUACGACGGGGCCAUAUUCCCCCCUUACGAUGAUCUUGCAUAGAUCUCCUUUGUUUCUUGCAUCUUCCCUUUGUGUUAUGGAAGGCUCAAUACCCAAUGGUACGGCAGGUCUGAUUGUUUGCCACAUGCGUUUGUCUUUUCUAGGGUCUUGUUUUCAGGCUUCAGAUCAGGAAUCCCACUGCGAGGCAGUCUUGACUUAGCUCAGCUUAGAGGCGCAGGUCUUCACAUUAGU